Messenger RNA from Paramecium sonneborni, 426 nucleotides. The record is from the annotation of a GenBank genome assembly. NCBI's taxonomy places the organism in Eukaryota, Ciliophora, Oligohymenophorea, Peniculida, Parameciidae.
AUUAUGUUGAAAUUCAGAAUAUUUCUUUGGAGAUAUUAGUAAAAUAAGUAACAGAAAUAAACAUUUUUUGGAUGCUUUAAGAAUGCACAUUAAGAAUCCAAACUUUUAUAUGAACAUUUCUCAUAAUUAAACAGAAUACCUAAAUAAGAGACAAUUCUUAGUAAAUGGAAAAAAAAGUAAUUUAAGCAGGAAAUAUAGGAUAAGUUGUUCAAUUUGAAAGUUUAAGUAUAAUAAAUAAAACUACCUCAUUUAAGCAAGUAGCAAAUUUUAGAUUCACUUAAAUUAUACAAUCUUUCAAUAUAAGCACUAUUGGAAGGUAAAAGAGAGGUUGUAUAAAAUGAUAAGUUUGUAUUUUAAGAUGGGCAAUCAUUAUAAUAGAAAGUUGAUAAAAUAAAGGAUUUCCUAAUGAAAAUUACAAAUUAAUGA